AACUUCAUCUUUAGGGCUUUUGAUCUUUUUAGAUCCUUAAUUCCAAAAAUGGAGGUUAAAAACUUAGUCAAAGACAAGAAAUUCUGGGUCGCUUCCUUCCUCAUUGCUUGGGCUGCUGGACUUCAGGGACAUAUGAUGUGGUUACAAAAGCAGGAAUCUUUCAAGCAGAAAUUUGGGGAUUUAAACGACACUGAUAAGUAGAAUUUAGUACUUCUUAAUUUGAAUUUUGAGGUUAGCUUAUAAUUGAACUUCUUCUUGUUUUGGUUUCUUUUAGAAAUUGGGGAUUUAUGGCUUGUAAUUGAUAAUCCACAGAAUAGCGACGAUUGUUGUAGAAUUUAUUUCAUUGAGUUAAUGGCUUGUGAAUAAUACUAAACUUUUGCAGAUAAUUUUUAUGUUGUUUUGGAUUGGAAAAUUUUAUUUA
Messenger RNA from Beta vulgaris subsp. vulgaris (sugar beet), 421 nucleotides. RefSeq lists its product as hypothetical. The annotation marks the transcript as partial. The transcript has 2 exons. The record is from RefSeq and is a predicted model, not a curated record. Lineage: Eukaryota; Viridiplantae; Streptophyta; Magnoliopsida; Caryophyllales; Amaranthaceae.